Paramecium pentaurelia is the source of this 784-nucleotide messenger RNA. The record is from the annotation of a GenBank genome assembly. Lineage: Eukaryota; Ciliophora; Oligohymenophorea; Peniculida; Parameciidae.
AAUGGAUAAUCAAUUUAACAAUAUUAUUAUAGGAGAAGACUAUACAAGUGAUGAUUAGUUAAUUAAAAAAAAGAUAUUCUAAUUUGAUGCUGAGUUUGAGAAAUUGAAGAGGAUGGAAGAAGAAUAUUAGGAAGAUAUAAAAAAUUUGGAAGAUAGGAUAUAAGAGAAUGAAAACAAGAAAGUUGAAAUCACAUAAAAACUUCAAUAAAGUGUAGAUGCAAUAAGUGAAUAAAAAUAAUAAAUACUAAUAUUGGAUGCCAAAAUAGCAUUUAUUAAAAAGAGAUUAAAUAAUGAUCCUACAACAUCAUAAGAAUAAAUUAGAUAGGAAGAAAUUAUAUAAGACUCUGCCUAUUUAAAAACUUUAUUAUAUGAGAAAGAAAGACUCAUUAAUACUUUAAAAUAAAGGAUUUAAAAUAUACGUCCAUGUGUUGAAGAAGAGAAAAAGUUAUAAUAACUUCAAUAGGACUUAGUUUUAAAGAAGGCUUAAUUAGAGGAAAUUAAAAAUUAAUAAUAAGUUGGUAAUCUGAAUUAGUCUUACAAAAAUAUUCAGGCUAAACUUAAUGAGUUAUAGUUAAUGAAAGAAAAAAGAAUAGAAAUUUAAAAUGAGAUUUCAGCAUUUAAUUCUAAGAUUAGAAGAGAAUAGGAUGAAAAAUAUAUGUUAUUCAAUUAAUUACAAAUAGUGAAAACUAUAUAUUAAACUUAUGAAAAUAGAGUUGAAUAAUAAAGAACUAUGAUUAAUAAUCUUAAAGAAGAGAAUAAUAAUGAUACAAUUAAUCAAUUUUGA